AUGGAUGAGCACCAAAUAAUUGUUCGCGAGGCUGAAGAGAAAGAAAAAGCCAAAAAUGAAGCUCAAGUCACGCUGGAAAGCCGAAAGCUUUUGUUUCCAUUGGAUCUUUCAAUCACACCGAAAGCCUUCAAGUUUCGCAAUUCUGUGAAAGUUGUGAAUGUCCCAGCAAUAGACCGUGGUUCAGAUCACUUGAUUUUCUUAUUCUACCUUAAGCAUAUAAAGUCGCGGUACAAAACAUGGAGUGCGAGCAAAAUUAAGGCUAUGAAGAUCACCGGUCCAAUUGAAAUUGAUAGCUUCACAAAUGUAAAGGUCUACAAAUCCACACUUGCUGAUAUGCGAUGCCUAAACUCGUAUGACUGGAUCAUGUUGUAUAACUUCUUGCUAAGGGAUGAACAGAAAUAUGAGCCCAUUGUUGCUCACCUCAAGCAAAUGUUAAUCUCAUAUAUUGAAGAGUUUGGCAAGAUGGAAAUUUAG
Messenger RNA from Lactuca saligna, 474 nucleotides. The record is from the annotation of a GenBank genome assembly. NCBI's taxonomy places the organism in Eukaryota, Viridiplantae, Streptophyta, Magnoliopsida, Asterales, Asteraceae.